AUGAAGCUUAUUGCCUUAUUUUUCUUGUGUCUGCUGACGAACAUGCUUAUAGACGCCCGAUCAAUCCAGGACGGAGAUGAUGUCUACCAGAAGGAGGUAGCCAUGCCCUACUGGCCUUUCUCAGCCAACGACUUUUGGUCGUACGUGGAGUAUUUCCGGACCUUGGGAGCCUAUGACAGGAUCAAUGAAAUGGCGAAAACCUUCUUUGCUCAGUUCCCCUUUGGCAGUCGCUUGGGCUAUGACGCCCCAAACCACGAGCACUGA
Tinamus guttatus (white-throated tinamou) is the source of this 264-nucleotide messenger RNA. It is a transcript of the gene OTOS, whose product is annotated as otospiralin. Lineage: Eukaryota; Metazoa; Chordata; Aves; Tinamiformes; Tinamidae. The record is from RefSeq and is a predicted model, not a curated record. Gene Ontology annotation, biological process: sensory perception of sound.